AUGUCUACAGCAACGAAUUGCUUUGCUGAGGAACAUAAGCUUGGAGAGGGAGGAUUUGGUGGGGUUUUUAAAGGUUUCUUGAGGGAAUUGAAUUCCUACAUUACCGUGAAGAGGAUAUCAAAGGGAUCAAAACAAGGAAUAAAAGAGUACGCAUCCGAUGUGAAGAUCAUUAGUUGGUUGAGACAUAGAAAUUUGGUGCAAUUACUUGGUUGGUGUCAUGACAAAAGAGAACUCCGACUUGUUUAUGAGUUCAUGGAAAAUGGAAGCUUAGAUUACCAUCUGUACAAAGAAAAAAGCUUGUUGACAUGGGCAAUGAGGUAUGAAAUUGCUCAAGGCCUAGCUUCGGCAUUGCUCUAUUUACAUGAAGAGUGGGAACAAUGUGUGGUGCACAGGGAUGUAAAAUCAAGCAAUGUCAUGUUAGAUUCAAAUUUCAAUGCUAAACUUGGGGAUUUUGGAUUAGCUAGGCUUGUCGACCAUGGAAAAGACUCUCAAACAAAUAUUUUGGCAGGAACUAGGGGCUACAUGGCACCAGAAUGCCUAAUCACAGGUAAAGUGAAUAAGGAAUCAGAUGUUUACAGUUUUGGAGUUGUGGCAUUGGAGAUAGCUUGUGGAAGAAAACCUAUCGAUCUGGAGGUUCCAAAAAAUCAAAUGAGAAUGGUGGAGUGGGUUUGGGACCUCUAUGGUACUGAUAGGCUUCUUGAAGCUGCAAUAGAUCCCAAGAUAUGCCCAAAUUUUGUUAAGGAAGAAAUGGAAUGCUUGAUGAUUGUUGGGCUUUAG
This is a messenger RNA of Camellia sinensis, 777 nucleotides long. Lineage: Eukaryota; Viridiplantae; Streptophyta; Magnoliopsida; Ericales; Theaceae. The record is from RefSeq and is a predicted model, not a curated record.